This is a messenger RNA of Penicillium daleae, 1194 nucleotides long. RefSeq lists its product as uncharacterized. Lineage: Eukaryota; Fungi; Ascomycota; Eurotiomycetes; Eurotiales; Aspergillaceae. Bases 1 to 1194 code for a protein of 397 amino acids. The record is from RefSeq and is a predicted model, not a curated record. Gene Ontology annotation, molecular function: RNA polymerase II cis-regulatory region sequence-specific DNA binding; zinc ion binding; DNA-binding transcription factor activity, RNA polymerase II-specific. Gene Ontology annotation, biological process: regulation of transcription by RNA polymerase II; DNA-templated transcription. Gene Ontology annotation, cellular component: chromatin. The transcript has a single exon.
AUGAAGAGGGGAAGUAUUUAUUUGACAGCUUCCACUUCGCAUGCCCCCGAACCAGAUGAGCCCCCACAGGCGAGCUGGCGCCGCUGGAUAAAUGAAGAAUCUUGGCGCCGAACAGCAUUCUUUGCAUUUGUGAUGGACGCUCAGCAUGCUUGUGUAUUCGGCCACUCGCCCGUGCUCUCGGUGAUCGAUAUGCGCAUCGCACUUCCGUGCCUUGAAUCAAUAUGGGAGUGUACUUCAGUCGAGGCCUGGCAGACGCUGAAUCGACCAGAAAUGGCCGCGUUGCUCUUUUUACCGACCCUCAAGUCUCUGCUGCGCGAGAAUACGGUUCCGUCACAUUGCAGCGAAUAUGCGCGAUUCGUACUUCUGCAUGGAUUGAUGAGCUUACAGACUCAUCUUCAAGCUGGCUCCAAGCUAACGCUGGGGAUCGAAGUGGGGAAACUACAAGCCUCGGCGAGGACCCAUGAUCUCCAGCAACCCGUCUGCCCCGGUAGCAGCAACAGUCGCAGCGCCCCUGUCUGGGCAAAUACCAUUGACGCGGCUCUUGACCUCUGGUCAACAUCACUAUUCUCCCUCCAGCCGUCGCUGUGUUUGGAAGCGGCUCGCACCUUGCACCGCGUUGCACAGAUCACUCUGCAUGUCAGUGUCCUCGACAUCCACGCCCUCGCCAUGGAUCCUUAUUUCCCGUUCGAUCAUUCGCGUCCCAAUGUCGACCAUGGGGGCUGCUUUUUCAACAGUAAUACAACUAAAGCCAUGACACGGCUUCAUCGCUGGGUCACCACUGACUCCGCUCGCAAAGCUUGUCGGUACGCGCUUCUCCUGGUGCAGGAAACCAUGUUCAAUGGGAAGCGUUACUCAGCCCGCGAGGAUAAUGUCGCGCCACGACCAUGGUGCUUGUAUAUUGCUGUUCUGGCUCUCUGGGUUUACGGCAUUGUUACAGAGGGCCCUGUUUCGGACGUUGCAAAUCCUACUGGGGCUGAGGAUUACAUGAUUCGCAUGACACGCACGAUGCAGCAGGCCAGCCCGAUAAAACCGACUGUCGGCGGGACAAAUCAGAUUACCGGCUUAAUACGGGCCGUAAGGGACGCGUUGACGGGAUGUCGAUGGGAGUUAUUGCAAGAGGCUCAUCUGGUGCUUCGGCGCUUAGGGGGUGAGACUGUGCUUGACGCUGGGGGUGAUAGCAAGACUCUUAUUUAA